AUGUUCGCCAAAGUCCAUAAUAGUGCCCAAAAUUAUUACAACUUCGAGAAGAGAACCCUUGGACCUCCAUUAGCGUGUGUAAAUAGUAUCCCGAGUGUGACAAAUGAAUUAGUUGAGUUUAAUCGAAUCCUUGAAGAUUUGGAUGAAUUGAACUGCAAACUUGUUGCGGUAUGCGCGGAUUCCGUGGAAUCAAAUUUUGCUUGGUAUCAUGCACCGGCAGCCAACAACGGUCUGGACGAGGCAAUCGAAUUUCCGAUUAUUGGUGAUCGAUCCAUGAGCAUUUGCCGUUCCUACGGCGUUGCUGUGGAACAUGAAGGAUGUGCAUUAAAGUGA
Molecule: messenger RNA, 333 nt
Organism: Echinostoma caproni
Lineage: Eukaryota; Metazoa; Platyhelminthes; Trematoda; Plagiorchiida; Echinostomatidae
Source: the annotation of a GenBank genome assembly